AUGUUGUUGUCUAACGAUAUAGCCGGCCGUGACUUUGAAGAGAUCUAUCGAAAGCUGUUUCCAACCCUGUUCCGGGUGGCGUACCGGAUCUGCCUCGACCAGGGGCUGGCGGAGGACAUCUGUCAGGAGGCGUUCAUGCGUUACCUGCGGCGUCCCACUCCGUUGCCCGACCUCGACCAGACCAAAUACUGGCUGCUCCGCGUCGUGCGCAACCACUCGCUCAAUGUGGAGAAGCGAAGAAAGCGGGAGUUCCGCGCCAACCGCGAGGUCACGCGCGCACCGCGAUGGACACGGGACGAGACGGCCGAUGACGAGGUGCUGCGCUCGGAGACCCAGGCCGCGGUCCAGGCCGCGCUUGGCACACUGCCCGUCAACCUGCGGACCGCGCUCGUGAUGCGUGAGUACGGCGGCUUGAGCUACCGCGAGAUCGCGAGCGUGCUGCGCAUCAGCGAAGGCAACGUCAAGGUACGGGUGUUCCGCGCCCGUCAGCGCUUGGCGAAAAUCCUCGACCCGAGCAAUCUGCAUGUGUCCUGA
Geodia barretti is the source of this 534-nucleotide messenger RNA. Lineage: Eukaryota; Metazoa; Porifera; Demospongiae; Tetractinellida; Geodiidae. The record is from the annotation of a GenBank genome assembly.